AAAACCCAACUAAAAGUCUAAAACCAACCGAAACGUCAUCGUAUAACUCUUCCCGCCCAGAAAUCACACAUCUUCAAUUUUGAAUCUCUCUCUCUCUUCUCUUUGCCUGUCUUUUCUUCUCAGUCACUCUGCUUGAAACUCGAAAAAAAUAGCAGUACAACUAAUUAAUUACUCACUUCUUUUUUAUGGCUUCAAACCCUAGGAGAGAGAGAAAAAACCCAAUUAACGAUGUUGAUGAUUUAUGGAGAGAAAUCAUAGCAGAAGAACAUUCUAAUCACCAAAAACAACCUCAAAUCGCUGUAACUUAUCAACGUCGUAAAACCAAUCAUGCUGCUCCAAUCAAACCCUCGCGAAAUGAUUCGCGUUCAACAAACAAUUUGGGUCGGGUGAGUUUCCUGGCUAUUGAUCAUAACUCGCAGCGAGUCAGUUGGAAUCGUUCUCUUUCAACCAGAGGGAGGACGAGUAUUGCGAUUUUAGCAGUAGCGGAUAACAAGGAGCAACAACAAAGGGGACCUAGGAGGAAACCUAGACCACCUCUUCCUAAAGGAAAAGUUACGCAGCCCCCAAACUUUGAGAAAGAGCGAGCUUAUUUUCAAGAAGUUGAUGCUGAUGAGUUGUUGGAAGAAAGUCCUUCACCUAAAAAAGUUGCUUGGGUUAUGGGGAUGAAAUAUGACAAUGUAGGAGUGCCUCCACUUUGCACAAGGCUAGAGAAGUGGCUGCAUGCUAAGAGGCAGCAACUAAUUGCUUCCAGUACUCUAUCGACGAUAUUAAGAACUCCUGAGGAGUCACUGCAGCCAGUUCCUUAUAACAAUGAUGGCUUUGAUUCUUCUUGUUUGAGAAAGUCGGAGGAAUUUUGUGUGCGCAAUUUAUCUGGUUCACUUUCAGUGCAAGAGGGGCAAAUGCAGUCAGAGAGGUCUCACAUAGACCUUGAGCGCCUUGAGGACAAGGACUUUGAUGAUAUAGAAUCCGAAAUCAAGAAACUCUCUUUAGCAUCGCGGCCUAGUUCGUUGGCUCAUGAUGCAUUUUUUGCACUUUUAAGUGAAUGUGGACAGUCAGGCCCUUCAACACUGCUUGAUGUGUUCUCUAACCUCUGUGACACUGGAAGUAUUGUUAAGAUAGGCGAAGGCACAUUUGGAGAGGCUUUUAUUGCCGGCAAUUCUGUUUGCAAAAUUGUUCCUAUUGAUGGAGAGCUGCGAGUUAACGGUGAAAUACAAAAGAGAUCUAUGGAAUUGCUAGAGGAAGUGAUACUAUCACGAACACUUAAUCGUUUAAGAGGCAGUGAGGUUCUUUUUGACAAUGCUACCACAACAUUCAUAGAGACAAAGGAUAUAAAGGUUUGUCAAGGUCCUUAUGAUCCUAUUCUGCUUGGAGCUUGGGAUACUUGGAAUACAGAGCAUGGCUCAGAAAAUGACGAUCCUAAGCUAUUUCCUGAGAACCAGUGCUAUGUCGUUUCAAUCCUUGAGCAUGGUGGUACUGAUCUUGAAAGCUUUGUCCUCUCAGACUUCAAUGAGGCUCAGAGUUUGUUAGUUCAGGUAACAGCUGCACUGGCUGUUGCUGAAGCUGCAUUUGAAUUUGAACACCGUGAUCUGCACUGGGGAAACAUUCUUUUGAGCAGAAAAGAGACUACUAUGUUGCAAUUUACUCUUGAAGGAAGGACAACAUGCAUAAGAACACAUGGAGUUUUGGUUUCCAUCAUAGACUUUACUCUUUCAAGGAUCAAUACAGGCAACACUAUUCUAUAUUUGAACUUAUCCUUGGAUCCUGAACUUUUCGAAGGCCCGAAAAGGGAUAAGCAAUCAGAAACAUAUCGUAAAAUGAGAGAGGUCACAGAUGACUGUUGGGACGGAAGUUUCCCGAGAACAAAUGUCUUGUGGUUGCAGUAUUUGGUGGAUGUACUCCUGGUGAAGAAAUCAUUUAAACGUUGUGGAAAAGAUGAAAGAGACUUGAGGUCCUUUAAUAAGCGAUUACACAGUUGCAAUUCUGCAAAAGAAGCACUCUCAGAUCCUUUCUUCAGUGAUCUGCUUGUUGAUCAUGCUGCUUGACGGGAAAAAGAAGCUUGAAGCAUAACUCUUAAGGGAAAAAGAAGUGUCGUUGCUUAAGGACUUUUGCCAUAAGUCAUUACCAUAUAUUUAUGGAAGGAUUUGAUGGAUGAGGGUAUGACAGUUCUCACAAUAACUCAGUGAGAAACUUGUAAAUAUUGCACCUUUUGUAAAGAUUGUACAUGCAAGUGUACUUGAUUUAUGUAGCCAACCCAUUCAGAAGUAUUAGAUUUGAUCAUCAAAGUGGAACAAGUGCGUUGUUGUGUAUUUUUUUAAUUUAUAGAAAACUUGAAGUCCUGAAAACUUAGUUAAAACCUUUAUAAAAGAUGAACUUAUUUUUUGAUCAUGAUUAA
Beta vulgaris subsp. vulgaris (sugar beet) is the source of this 2392-nucleotide messenger RNA. Its product is annotated as serine/threonine-protein kinase haspin homolog. Gene Ontology annotation, biological process: protein phosphorylation; intracellular signal transduction; mitotic cell cycle. NCBI's taxonomy places the organism in Eukaryota, Viridiplantae, Streptophyta, Magnoliopsida, Caryophyllales, Amaranthaceae. Gene Ontology annotation, cellular component: nucleus; cytoplasm. The transcript has 14 exons. The record is from RefSeq and is a predicted model, not a curated record. Gene Ontology annotation, molecular function: ATP binding; histone H3T3 kinase activity. The coding region runs from base 186 to 2042 and encodes 618 amino acids.